Messenger RNA from Exophiala viscosa, 1524 nucleotides. RefSeq lists its product as uncharacterized. NCBI's taxonomy places the organism in Eukaryota, Fungi, Ascomycota, Eurotiomycetes, Chaetothyriales, Herpotrichiellaceae. The coding region runs from base 348 to 1346 and encodes 332 amino acids. The record is from RefSeq and is a predicted model, not a curated record. The transcript has 2 exons.
GUAAAAAGUACCAUAAUUUUCUCUUCUCUCGAGCAAGUGACACGAGCUGGCUCCAUGCCUGCGGCGUUAUAGAUUCGAUCUCAUACUAACUCACCGCACUCACUAGCCUGAAUGCUGAAUCUGAUCCAUAACUCUUGAAGGAGGACACGCCCGAUGCUGGAAGCAUCGAGGCAUCUGGACGGUACCAUCACUUGUUUCAGCCGUCACCAGGAAGACGAUACACGCUGUAGGUAGAGCAAAGGAUCAAUCCUCCACAGGUCCACGGUACCCUCAGGACAGGCAUAACUUCACGACUCCGUUUCAACAUCCAUUGAUCCUUCACCGGCCCACGAUUCUGUAUACCAAUCAUGUCCGCCACGACAUCAAUAUUCCACCCCUACCUCUCCCGAAUCCUAUCCUCACACCUCUCCUCCAUCCCAAUCGACACACUAAGCCGCACACCGCCAUCACGCCUCCAGACCACCGCCCUCCCAAAUAUCGGCCUUAUCGAACUCGUGUCGGCAACCGACUUCACAACCCUCUACGACCCCCUCUACAAAGCCAGCUUCCCACGCCGCGCUGAACGCGAGGACUCCGACCUGAUCACAGCACGUCUCGCCGCCCAAUCCGCCGGCACCAGAACAGGCCUCGCACCCUACCGUAUAGUCGGUAUCCGGGACCACGAAGGUCAAGCUAUCGGCGCCGCCCAAUUCUCUGUUCUACCGCUUCCCACGCACCCUUACCCUCACUCUGACAACACGUCCAGCAACGACAACAAUGACACCCCAUCCUUCGCUGUCCCCUAUCUCCAAUACAUAUACGUCCGCCCCUCGUCCCGUCGUCAAGACAUGUCCGAAGUCCUGCACACAAUGGUCCUAGCCGUCGCAUCCGCGGACGCACUCGCCAUGUCCGCCCAACCACGCACAAUCCCCUUCACACUUUUCGAGACCGAACCGCCGGACCACGGAGACGACGCAACAAGUCGUGCCUACGCCAAGGAACGCUCCAAAAUCCACACGAGCACGGGAGGCGUGGCUGUCGUGUUGCACCGCGAAAGCGACGGCAAGAUCCUGAGCGCUCAUGUCCAGCCUGGUCUAGAGACUGGAGACCCGCCACUGACUCUAGUCUGGGUGAUACGACAGUCCCCAAGUCCAGGGCGGCCGUGGGACAUCAGAUCGAUCGGCAAAGACCUCGUGGCUGCUUACUACCAGAGUCUACGGGAUGAAGGGUUUCCCGAAGAGAACAUCCGUCUUGCCGAACGAAUAGUGGAAGCCAGGUGCAAAGGCGCCGACUUCUAUCUGAUGGCGCUGGGGGAUGUCAGAGACUUCACGGACCCAGAACACUUGGACAUUUAUCCCAGUAAUUGAAUGACAUUGUGAACGAUUGAGCGUACUUAACUAUGAACCGAGAGUGACGAUACGAAACUAUGAGACCAAUCAAACAAAAUCUCUGGGACAACGUAGCUCAACAGAUACAAUCUGUGAGCCACGGCUCAACCAGACGACCUUUGCAGAACCAGCAAACUCAAAGAGGGGGAAAAGGAGU